CACGUCUUCCCGGGAAAGUUGUCAAAAGGAACAUGAACGUCAUCCACUGACCGACGUUCUUAUUUGGGUUUAAAUAGGUCAAGAGCAAUUAUAUUUAGAGAGCACACAAGGCACUACAGACAAGAGGGCAUGUUUCACCAGAGCGAAUACAUUGUUCCUGAAACAUACCUUCCUGAUGUGAUGGGAAGGGUACCCAUGGAAAGGGAGUCAGUCAUGGGUACUCACCAGCGACCUUUGUUAUCUCCACUGAAGGCAGUAAGACUAGUAAAGAAGCCAAGAAAAAAAGCCUUCCCUUAUGUAUGUCAUGUAGCAGAGUGCGGCGAAAAAUUUUUUAACAGUCAUGGCCUUGAUACACAUUUGAAGUUACAUUUAGGAGUGAAGCCUUUCACUUGCAAUUUAUGCGGUAAAGUGUGCCAGACUGAGAGUAAGCUCAACGCUCAUCAAGCAUCUCAUGCAAAUGAUGGUGUGAAACCGGUUUGUGAUAUUUGUGAAAGAAGUUUUUCUAGUCGAAGUUCAUUGAGCAAACACAAGAAAAUGCUUCAUAAACCCAAGCCUCACAUCUGUCCAGAGUGUCAGUCUGGAUUUGAAGAGCGCAGAUACAUGGUCAUUCACGCAAAGCAGGCGCAUAAUUUAGAUAUUCCCCUAGAAAACAGUAUAAACAAUUCUUUCUCCUGUGUUGCAAACUGUAGUACAGAUUUAAAAAUUGUUAGCUCUCCAGUUGGCAAUUCAAAAGGCUGCUUCAAGGAAAGUGUAAAUCUUCCAGAUAAUAUGGAUGGAAAUACUUCAGCACAAGUUAAUGCUUUGUCAGGCAACUCAACUAAUCACCAUGAGAAACCUCUGGAACCUAUUGUAGAAUCUUCAGUCAUGAAUAGGAGAGAUGCUUCUAUAAAUUGUGACUUUUGUACCUCUACAUUCCCUUCAGUAGCCUAUUUAGAGCAGCAUAUGGCAGUUCACAUAAAUGAAAAAACUUUUACUUGUCAACUUUGUCCAGUAAGGUUUGCAAAUCAUGAGGGCUUAGCUAAUCAUAUGAAAAUACAUGGGACUGAAAACAAACACUUGAAUUCAUUCACAAAUGUUGAAAUAAAGUGUCCACUGACUUCUGAUAAGUAUAUCUGUGCUCUAUGCAAAGAGCAUUUUGUGAAUCUCGGUAGCCUCAAACGUCACCAGGCAAAGGGACACUGCACCCCUACAUUACAUAAUGGAGACUAGUAAAGUACUUUCUUUAAUGUACAUAGGGUUAAUGAUAAGUUUAUACGUGCAAGACACUCAAAAUUGACAUUUUUCAAGAACUGUAUAUCAAGUAGAAUCAGCCUUGCAGAAAAAGUGUAGCUUCAGCUUUAAUGAUUUUUGCCAUCAAGAACUUCAUGAUUUUUGAGGAUUAGAUAUAGUUCUAAUAAAGUUUAUUUGGGAUAAAUCUUACCUACUGUUAAUGACAGCAUACAUCUCCUUGCUGAUAGACGAGGAGAUAUAAGCUUUCUUGAACAUUAGAAGGAAUAAAACCAUUUGGACUUUUAACAUACCAUAGAUGUAAAUCUACCCAAUGAACAACUGGAAUUUAAGAAUGAGGACCAUAUGUUUCCAAACAGUGACAUCUAAAUUCCUGAGAAGCUUCAGAGGCAGAAUUCUUAUUAGGAGUCAUGAGUAAGUACCUUUUAAAUUGUAACAUAUUGAUUGGUACAUAGCAUACUUUCAAGGUAUGUAUUUGUGCCAUGCCAUCAUUUAUUUUUAUCAAAGAAACCUGCAGCAUUGGACAACUUCAUUAGGUAAUAGUGUGUUAUACACCAUAGCAUGGAUUAAGCAAAACUUUGGUCACUGGUGCACCUGAACACUAAAUGUCAUACUUAGUUAAUCAUAUAAGGAAGUGCCAUACUUGAACAUAUUUAUAGGUUUCUUAGGGUUACAUUUAAUUAUACGUAUAUUUUUGUGCACACUUCAGUUAUUUAUAGGAGCAGCUUAGAAUAUUUUAUAUAAAAAACAUAAGUACAUGUAGAAAAGAACCUGUAUAAAAACACUAAAAAUAAUGAAUCUAGACUGAUUCAUGAUGAAAACUAAAGACCCUUUAAACAAACUUUUUAAGUAGUAACUUUCUCAACUUAACAGACUUCUGUGUUAUCAUGGUUAUUUUUUGUGGUGCUGAUACAUUUUUAGGAAAAUGUUAAAUUGAAUGUUAAGAGUAAAUUAUAGGUUAGUUUAGGGUGAGAACUAUGUGGAAUUUCUAUUAGAUGUAAAAAUUUGAGAAGUUACUCAAGUGCAGGAUGUAAUAUAGGGCCUUUAUUCUUUCACAGAUUUUGUUACUUCUCAGAAAGCCAGACCUCUAGUGUGUUAAGUUGAGGUGCUACUUUGGAGUAAGCACACAUGGAUCCAUAGUACAGAUGUCUAUACAAAACCCAACCUUAUAUAGUACACUUUUCCUUUUUAAAGUUGUUUACAGAAUAAUAGUUGCAAGUGCUAUCCAUUAACAAUUUGCAUUUUUCUUUAUUGAGGCCCUAAAUGUGUUGCCAUCCAUUUUAAGAAACAUGGUAUCAUGAAGGUGGCAGUCUUUCCGUUGGUCACAGAACACUGUAUUAGUAUGCUAUGAUCAUUGUAGUCUACUGUCUUUGUAUUGCACUUAUUUUAUGGAAAAAUGAUUUUUAGGUCUCCAUUAGAGUAUAGGACAUUACUUCUAAACCUUACAUCUGGAAAUGCAAAGUUGCCAAAAUGUAAAUAUUAUAGACUUGAUAAGAACACCAACAUAAUUAAGCAGAUAAUACCAUAUCCUCCCAAAAGUUCAACAUCACUUGCUUUAUCAAUAAAUUUUAGAAUAAAAAUGUAGUACAUGCACAUUAUAGUACACAGCUGAUAAGAUACAGUAAUUUUGCCAGCUACAAAACCUCUUCGUUAUUUAACAUCAUGAUACCAACAUAUUUUUUUUUUAAACAGCUUACUUUAGUCUUGUUUCCUGCUGUUACUUGGUUAUUGAAACAGUAAUUUGACUUUUAUAUUUAACUUCAGUUUUGUUGAAGCAGUUAAUAAUUAGACGUAGUAGAAUGUUGUUUCUUAUCUCAAAGUCUGUAAUUAAGCUGUGUAUGGGACAUCUUUCCAGAUAAGGUUUAAGGUGUAAAUACCAGGUUGAGAGAAAUGUAUUAUAGAAAGCAAGGAACAGUUUAGGCUUUUAUACUGUAGUAUAUAGUGAAUCUAGAAUGUAUUUUAUAAUUUGUUCAAAGGUUACACAGGAAAACAACAACAGAGAAAGGAGUCGAUGUUUUAUUACGCAAAUUUAAAAUUGGAAGAGAUACAUACACACAUUUCCAUAAGAAGAUGGUUUUAUAGUGCCCAUGCGAGAUCCUAUUCGGAGUUAAUCUUAUCAAAUAUAUUAGUUUACACAUCAGACUAAAAACAUAACCAUUAUCACCCUUUUUAGUUGGCAAAAUAUCAUCAAAGGCAACUCUCUAAAGGAACCUCUGUGUCUGAUUCUGGGAGAGCUCCAAAGCAGAUCCAAUGGGCACUUACUUUGUGAUGUUAGGAACUUGUCAUUUUAUACUCACAGAUGCAACUGUUCUCUCCAUAUAGAAUUGUCAGAGAUGUCAAAAUACAAAUCAAAAGAGAUAUCAUUAUUGUCUUGGUUUAAAAGGUGGCAAAAAUAUUGGAAAAUUUUAUUUUUGUAGCAAUCACAAGUUUAUUGUCAAAAAGGGAUGGGAAUAUACAGAACAUGGUACUCCUAAAUCUAUUGAUAUAUCAACACACUAAGGUAGAACUUAAAAGUAAUUGUAAUUACUGCCAGAAUAAUGUUUGACCACACAUCAUUGCUAGAACAGAACAGUUGUACAAGUUAUAUAAACAGCAGCAUUAGAGUACUGUAGGGUUACCAUCACAGGGGUGUUAUGAUACGGAUAUUUAUGUCAACAAUGUCAACCAAAACAUGUUAAUCUGGGAACCGUGAGUAUUUCUGCAAAUUCCAGUCCUGCUAAGCAUUUAUCACAAUCUAGUCAACUACAUCAGUUAAGAAAUAGGUGUUGACAUCCAUAAUUUUGAAUACAUACCUAGUAUGGAGUCUGACUUAGUGGUGGUUUCAGCAAAGCAGUACUGGAGUAUGUUAUUUUUUUUGUUAACCUUACAAAUAUUUGUACAAUUUUUGGAAGUUUGUAACUUCCAUAUCAGUGAAGCGAAGCCACUUCUUCCUUAAUAGGUUAGCUUAGUGAUUCUUCGUGUUGUUCAAAAGGAAAAAUGUUUCUUAUCAAAUCAGUGCUUAGACGCACACACUAGUCAGGCAAAUUCAUCUUCCCAUAAUGAUAGUGUUAUAAAUAAUCAAUCAUAAGUCAUACAGUUAACAAUAUACACCUAAAAGUCUCAUGUUACAUACUGAGUGUACAAACUCAAAACCUUAAAGCUAUUCAUUCUACAAAUUGCUGGACAUUUUUUUUUUAAGGAAAUAUAGGUACAUUACAAGUAAUAAGCACUGCACCUCGGCAAGUUGAAUUCUUUAGUUGCUGUAUCAGGAAAAAAGAUAAUUUUUUAAAAUUCAAUAACCGGACAUCAUUAUGCCCGGUUUCUUUUUCUCUCUCAACUUGUUGCAUGUUAUUGUUACACUAAUUAGCUCAAGGCAACAUUAAUGGGGCAGGGCACUUUUUUAUUUAUUCUUUGAUAAGUUUUUUUGUAAAAAAUAUCACUUGGGGAUCAAAAACAACUAAAUCUUUCAUCAACACACCACUUGUGACUUAUAAUGCUAAUGUAAAAUUAUUCUACUGUCUCAGGUGCACAAGACCACUCACUUAAACUCCAGUUAUCAGUAUAUCAAGCAGGUGACUGUAAACCUAUAUCAGAUAUGAAAUUGUACACUUGUAACAAACUUUAAAAUAUCUAUCAUACUGUAAAAUGCACCAUGUUACUAAUAAUAUUGUUAAGCUGCACUUACUUUUAACAGUAGGUAAUACCCAUCUAGUUUUAGGGUAUCAUGUUGAAUCUAUGGCAAUACAUUUUUAUCAGAAUGGGAGAUAAACUCAGCCAGACUAGAUGACCUAAUGUGACAGAUUGUUUAUUAAGAUCAGCAUACCACAACAGGAGAUCAGAUAAACUUUAGUACAAUAAAGAAUCAUUACAUCACAACAGGAGAGUUAGUGUAACCCCAGGGAUGGGCUCAAUGUAUCAGUGGUUAGUCUAUAUAUCAGUGGUAAAUAUAUAUUUAUAUAAAAAAAAAAGUUACCACAUCACUCAUAGAUACCUUAUGCCACAUUGGUAGAAGUAGCUUCAUUUUGAUUAGCAAAUGCAGCAUUAUGUCUUGGACAUAAAGGAAAGUACAUAUACCUACAUCAACUGUACAGUAUUAGAUGCAUAAACAGGUCACUGGGGACCUCAUCUCGGCUACACAGUACACACAAGCAGCAGCUACUAGGCUGGAAUAUUUUAGAACUGUCCAAAGCGGCACAUUGCCUCACCACUUCAACUAUUGGCACAAAAUAAAUAUCACAGAAUAAGAA
This is a messenger RNA of Macrobrachium nipponense, 5453 nucleotides long. RefSeq names its product zinc finger protein 62-like. Lineage: Eukaryota; Metazoa; Arthropoda; Malacostraca; Decapoda; Palaemonidae. The transcript has 4 exons. Gene Ontology annotation, biological process: regulation of transcription by RNA polymerase II. Bases 130 to 1209 code for a protein of 359 amino acids. The record is from RefSeq and is a predicted model, not a curated record. Gene Ontology annotation, molecular function: RNA polymerase II cis-regulatory region sequence-specific DNA binding; DNA-binding transcription factor activity, RNA polymerase II-specific.